AUGUGUCCAGACUUACAAACAUGUAAAAAGAAAGAUGAUGAUAAAAUUAAGGAGGAGGAUGCACAAAAGGUAUCUUUAGCAAGUACCAGUUUUAAUUAUCCAGAUGAAGUGUAUCUUCAAACUUUAUUAGUGAAUAUCGAAUCUAAUAAAAGACAGAAAACGGUAAGGGCACUUAUUGACACUGGAUCACAGCGUUCAUAUAUAUUAAAAGGAACGGCUGAAGAAAUUGGGUGCCAUUCAAAUGGAACAGAAACUUUGAUUCAUGCUCUUUUUGGAGGAGCCACAACAAAGAGAGAAACCCACAAACGUUAUGAAGUGUCUCUUAGUAGCCUAUAUGGCAAUUAUUCUAGAAGAUUAAACCUUUUAGAACAAUUAAAGAUUUGUGGACCAGUGACCAGUUUGCAGCCUGGACCAUGGAUAGAAGAAAUGAAGCAAAAAGGUAUCACUGUCUCUGAUGUUGGAAGAAAAGAUUUGAAAAUAAAAAUCCUUAUUGGAGCAGACGUCGCAGGUGCAUUAUUGACGGGAAAAGUUCACAAAUUAGAAAACGGAUUGGUUGCUGUUGAAUCUUUGCUCGGAUGGACAGUUAUGGGUAGAAUAAAUUAUUACACUUCAGAAAGUAAUGUGUCUAUGUCCUCCCUGAUGACGUCCAUGUUGGUUCACAGUAGCGACAUAGAAAACCUGUGGAAACUAGAAGCAUUGGGAAUUACAGAUUCCAAAGAAAAUAGAAGUGAUGUCGAAUUACAAGAAGCAGUAUGGGAUCAUUUUCACAAGACCCUAAAAAGAUCAGAGGAUAGAUAUGAAAUCUCUUUACCUUGGAUCAAUGAGAAAGACGAAUUACCCAAUAACAGAGAAGUAGCGAAAAAAAGACUAAUUUCCACGACAAAGAAACUCAUGAUGAAAGAUAAAACAGAAGCUUACAAUGCAGUGUUCGAAGAAUGGGUUAAAUCCGGAAUAAUCGAAGAAGUACCAGAAGAGGAGAAAAGUGUGCACAGCCAUUACCUUCCACACAGGCCGAUAUUCAAAGAGAACUCUACAACAUCCAUAAGACCAGUUUUUGAUGCUUCGUAUAUCUAUUCAAAAAAUGAUCGUGAUUUUCUGAGAUUCCUGUGGUGGAAAGACUCUGAACAAAAGGAAAUACGAGAAUUUCGACACUGCAGAGUAGUUUUUGGAUUAAAAUGCAGCCCAAUUUUAUUAGGUGCAGUGAUUAAUUCGCAUGUGGAUCAGUGUGAUAUUUCUCUAAAAGAAACAGCUUCAAAAUUGAAAUCUUCAUUUUAUGUUGAUAACUGUGUCACCUCAGUCAAUUCGAAUGAAGAAGCAGAAUAUUUUAUUACAAACUCAACUCGAUUGAUGGCAAGUGGUAACUUCGACUUGAGAGGGUGGGAGCAGACAGAGAAGAGCAAUGUGAAAUCGACAAUGAGUGAACCACUAAAAGUUCUUGGUCUUAUGUGGGAUAAGUUUGAAGAUUCACUGUUUUGUGACAUACCUAAUAUCGACUUAGAUGACAUCAUAGUGACAAGACGAAACGCGUUAUCAAUUGUACAGAGAAUCUUCGAUCCAAUUGGUUUUAGCUGUCCUUUCACGCUUCGACCAAAAAUAUACUUGCAAAAUAGUUGGGAAACUAAAUUAAGCUGGGAUGCAGAGCUGCCUGAGGAAAUCAAAAGAAAAUUCUUGAAAUGGGGAUCUUAUGCGAGUGUAGUAUUUUUAAGAAGCCAAAAAUCAGAUGAAGUCAAAGUGACAUUAUUGCAAGCUAAAGCCAGAGUAGCUCCGCUGAAGAAAAUAAUUAUACCAAGACUUGAAUUGCUUGCUUGUCUUAUUGGAGUAAGAUUGGCUUCAUUCAUUAAGAAGAACCUCAAGAUCGUAAUUUCAAAAGAGUAUUACUGGACCGACUCUUCAACAGCACUCUUCUGGAUAAAGAAUGUAGAAGCUUGGGGAACGUUUGUGAAUAAUAGAGUUUCAGAAAUUAGGAACCUGACAGAUUUUAGAAAUUGGCACCAUAUACAUGGUAUAGAAAAUCCUGCCGACAUGCCAUCAAGAGGAUGCUCAAUGAAGAAACUUAUUGAAUCCAGAUGGUGGGAGGGGCCUCAUUGGCUGGCAUUGUCGGAAGAAGAAUGGCCUCAUUCUGCGCCAAUCGAUGACAAAGUGGAGGCUAACAAAGAAAAACGCAGAGAAGUAAUGACGUCAUUAAACCAUGUUGAAGAUUUUUCUUCACGAGUCUUCAACUACUUUUCAAAAUACACGAAAAUACUAAGAAUGAUGGGUUGGAUACACAGAUUUAUAGGAAAUUGCCAGAAGACAAAAGUAGAAAGAGAAGACGGCGAGUUAAAGGUCAAUGAGCUAAAAAUAGCAGAGAAAUAUAUCGUAAAAAUUAUUCAACAUGAUUCAUUUUCUUCAGAAGACAUAAAGAAGCUGAAGUCACUUAGUGUGUUCAAAGAUGAGGAAGACAUUUUACGUGUUAAGACCAGAUUAACUGAAAGAAAGGACAAUCACAAUUUUAUUUUCCCCAUGUUGCUUCCGAAGAAGCAUGCAGUUGUGGAGAAGUUGAUACUUCAUAAACAUGUAUCUUUGUCUCAUGCCGGGAUACAUAUAUUAAUCUCCAAACUUCGAGAAAACUUUUGGAUUAUCAAAAGCAGAUCAACUAUCCGAGGAGCUUUAUCUCGAUGUGUUAGAUGCAGAAGGCAUGAAGCUAAAGGACUGCAGACAGUGCCAGCUACUCUGCCCGAAAAUAGAGUUAGAGAUGCUAAGAUUUUCGAAAUUGUGGGAGUAGAUUUAGCCGUCCCACUAGUUUUGAAGAACAAGAGUAAAGCCUGGAUCAUACUUUUCACCUGUGCUGUUUUCAGAGCGGUUCAUUUGGAACUGAUUUUGACCCUCUCUACUCAGGGAUUUUUACUUGGAUUUAGAAGAUUUAUUGCGCGUAGAGGGCGGCCAUCGAUAAUUUACAGCGACAAUGGUAGUAAUUUUGUCGGAUCCAACAAUCUCUUUGAGUCAAUUGAUUGGAAUAUUGUUGGAAGGGAAGCUGCCAUACUUAAGAUAGACUGGAAGUUUAGUCCACCAGCAACACUAUGGUGGGGCGGUUUUUGGGAACGACUUGUGCAAAUGAUUAAGAAACUUUUACGUCGUAUCUUGGGCCAGGCGUCUUUAAACUACGAAGAGUUAAUGAGUGUAUUGUGCUACUGCGAAUCAACUGUGAAUUCCAGACCCCUUACAUAUGUGACAGAGGACUCUGACGAUCUCAUUUCUUUGACACCGUCCUUGUUUUUAGGUGAAAUUCCAGAGUUUGGUGCACCUGAUUUGGAUCACCUAGAUCGAAUUGAUUUCAACAAGAGACUUAGACAACUUCAAAAUGUGCGAGAACUUCUGAGAAGAAGAUUUAGGUUGGAAUAUCUCAGCUUAUUGGUUCAACGUCCAUCAACAAUGUUAAUUUCUAGACAGAUAAAAAUUGGGGAUAUAGUUCUCGCCGAGUGUGACAACAAGCGCAAAGUGCUAUGGCCUCUAGCCAAAGUGACUGAGAUAUAUCCAGGAAAAGACGGCAAUCCGCUAUCGCUCGACCCCUCACUACCUUCCACCUCACUCCGCCUCUACUUUGAUGACGAUGUUCCGUCUUCCGGCUCUUUGAGGAGGGUAAAUGCGGAUGAUGGAGUCGACAAAGGCCAUGAACUUGUUACACAUGUGCUUGUUCUUUUUGCGCCACACAUACUCGGCUAG
Molecule: messenger RNA, 3702 nt
Organism: Argiope bruennichi
Lineage: Eukaryota; Metazoa; Arthropoda; Arachnida; Araneae; Araneidae
Exons: 4
Coding region: 1-3702 (1233 amino acids)
Biological process (GO): proteolysis; DNA integration
Molecular function (GO): aspartic-type endopeptidase activity; nucleic acid binding
Source: RefSeq, a predicted model, not a curated record